Solanum stenotomum is the source of this 1506-nucleotide messenger RNA. RefSeq lists its product as uncharacterized. The record is from RefSeq and is a predicted model, not a curated record. The transcript has 6 exons. Bases 179 to 1210 code for a protein of 343 amino acids. NCBI's taxonomy places the organism in Eukaryota, Viridiplantae, Streptophyta, Magnoliopsida, Solanales, Solanaceae.
GCCGAAGUGCAAAUCUGAAGCAAAAAUUCCAAAACAAAAAGACAUUAUCCAUAUUUUACAUAUCGUAAUGCAUGAGUUUGGAAACUACAGAGAUGAAUGAAAAAUGAGGAAAAAAAACAUGAAUUUGAGCUUCCCCCAAUAGUCUUUCCUCUUUUAAUACCUUUUUUUUAGCACAAAAAUGGCUGACGAUUUUUGUUUAUUUAGCAAGGACUCCAUCAUAAAGCCACCAAAGGCUUCUCCGAUGAUGCUGAGGAUGGUUGUGUUAAUCUUUGCAAUGGUAUGUGGAGUUUAUAUAUGUUCAAUUGGCUUGAAACAAAUUGGUGUGCAUUCCAGUGGACGGAUCGUAAGUGUUCAUGUGGUUGAAAAGCCGUGUGAGGCAACUGAUAUUGAACCUUCAGAAAAACCUUAUGUGCACUUCCCCAAGCCAAAGACUUUUAGCCGGGCGGAAUGUGCUUGCAAUCCUGUAAGGAAUUUUGCAAUAUUGUCCACGCAGAGAUCUGGUAGUGGAUGGUUUGAGACAUUGCUAAACAGUCAUAUGAAUAUAAGCUCUAAUGGGGAGAUUUUUUCUGUUAAAGUCCGGAAAAGUAACGUGUCAACAAUUUUGGACACUUUGGACAAACUUUAUAACCUAGACUUUUUUAUGAGUGCUUCCAAGAAUGAAUGUACUGCUGCAGUUGGACUCAAGUGGAUGCUUAAUCAGGGUCUGAUGCAGAAUCAUGAGCAAAUUGUUGAAUAUUUCAAAACCAGAGGAGUUUCUGCUAUUUUUCUCUUCAGAAGAAAUCUGUUGCGCAGAAUGAUUUCAAUGCUAGCAAAUUCCUAUGAUCAGAGUGCUAAGCUGGUAAAUGGAACCCACAAGUCUCAUGUGCAUUAUCCCAAGGAGGCUGAGAUGCUUGCAAGUUACAAACCCACGAUAAACACAACUUUGCUGAUCCCCAACCUGAAGCAAGUAGACAACAUGGCUAUAAAAGCUGUGCAAUACUUCAAUAGCACUCGACAUAUUAUAUUGUUCUACGAGGACAUAAUAAAAAAUCAAACAAUACUGAACGAUGUUCAAGAUUUCCUGAAAGUUCCUAGAAGGGACCUUCACAGUCGUCAGGUGAAGAUACACAAAGGGACGUUGUCUUCACAAGUUGAAAAUUGGGUUGAUGUUGAAAAGACACUCAAGGGAACGCCAUAUGAAAGCUUCCUACAUUCAGAUUACAAAAUAUAAAUUUGCAGUCAUCGUGUACAGAUGUAGCUUGUUGUUCAACUCAAUUCUUUCAUUAUUUACUGUUAGGAGACACUUGAUCUUAGCCAAAAGGUCGAGAAAGAUAUACUUGUUAGCAGAAGCUAACAGGGGAGAGAGCUUCUUGUUAAGAUUUUGGUAGCAGCAGAUUGUCUUCUAGUUCUGAGUACCAGGUAAUGAGUACUGUCUUGAUUUUCACUAUAACUAGAAAUUUGUUAGCAAAUGCUUUGCAUUUUCACAAAUUAGAAACUUGUAACUGAUAUGAUUAUAAUUUUUUGUCA